Papilio machaon (common yellow swallowtail) is the source of this 1080-nucleotide messenger RNA. RefSeq lists its product as uncharacterized. NCBI's taxonomy places the organism in Eukaryota, Metazoa, Arthropoda, Insecta, Lepidoptera, Papilionidae. Bases 235 to 942 code for a protein of 235 amino acids. Gene Ontology annotation, cellular component: tRNA-splicing ligase complex. The record is from RefSeq and is a predicted model, not a curated record. The transcript has 3 exons.
GUAUAUCCGUUCUAAUGGGAGUACUCUCUUUUUCAAAGUAAGUGCGAAGUGACUUGGGUUAAGAAUAAAGUGAAAAAGUUCCACAUAUUCAACACCAUUAGGAAAUUUGAUGCUUGAAAACUGAUAGGUGACGCAACCAGCAGCAGAGAAGCGUUAAUAAACGGGAGUAGUCCCCACACAAAAACAGCACAGCAAGCCAAUUUUAAAUCAGGAGGCGCCUAACAGGUUGAUAACAUGGCGAGCAAUGUCAAUGAUGACUUAGAUUUAUAUGAAAAUCCACUUCUCGACACCUUGACCUUCUCAAUUGCGAUAAACAGUGCUCCGAAUUCGUACGAAUUUACACGAUAUGUGCACAUCCUGGUUAAGGAGAUCAAAGGGUAUUUUAAAAUUCAAAAUAACGUUCAUCCUCUAAAUGAACCUGGGAGGUACAACUUUUUCCUAAUACAAGUAAGUUGUUGCUUGAGGGAAAUGGGGUGCAAUUGUAUACGGAAAAUCAUGGACACCUUGUUGUCUGAAGAUCGGGGCAACGAUGGUCAGGUGCUUUUAAUCGACUAUUUAAUGUACAAGCUGUUGACAUCGACGAUAAUUUACACUAAUUCGCCAGGCUCUUCUCAGGAAAGCGGGCUAGGGCCGAAGCGGAGGCUAAUGCCGCCGACCGUACAAGAAUUGGACGUUAUCAUAUCGCAAGUUGAUAUCGCUGGGCUUCCGGCGAACGUUAAUACAGAUUAUUUUCUUACAAUGCUUGAAAGUGAAAUAAAACUCGCGAUUGUACGCGAACGCCAAUCGCGAGUGAUUACCUCAUUUAAUUACGCCGAGAUAACUAUGCAGUGGGAUCGUUUGGAAAAAGCCUUCAUAAAAUUGGUUUCUAAGUAUAGAAAGAGGAAAGAAGAAGCUGAAUCUGACUUGGAAAAAUCAACGAACCCGAAACAAGAGCAGAACUAAGAAUGAAUUAGAAAUUACCAAUCUUCAUUCUAACAACUAUCUUAUACAUUUAAAGCUCCCCUCAAGGCCAAUUUUACUUAUUUUUUAACUAUCUAUCUAGUGAAAUUAUUAAUGUAAUGAAGUAUUUCAAGUUGUGAA